Temnothorax curvispinosus is the source of this 1377-nucleotide messenger RNA. RefSeq names its product ankyrin-1-like. The annotation marks the transcript as partial. Lineage: Eukaryota; Metazoa; Arthropoda; Insecta; Hymenoptera; Formicidae. Gene Ontology annotation, molecular function: protein binding. The record is from RefSeq and is a predicted model, not a curated record. The transcript has a single exon.
AUUCCUCUAUAUUAUGCUACUAAUGAUUCAAUUAAAAAAAUUCUGGCAUCGACCAAGGAACCAUUUACUCAAGUAAAAAAAGGUGAUCUACAAAAAGCUAAAGAUUGUCUACACUAUGCUGCUUGGAAAGGUUAUGUAGAGAUUACUGAAGUUCUCCUAAGAAAUGGGGCAAAUCCUAAUGCUGCUGGUAAGAACGGCUAUAUGCCUUUACAUUAUGCUGCUCAAUUUGGUAAAUUCAAAAUUGUACAACUGCUGUUAGAUAGAAAAGCAGAUCCUAAUAUUCAAGACGAUAAUGGAAAAACUCCAUUGGCUUUAGCUAGGGAAGAAUUAGCUCAAGAUCCACAAAUUUAUCAAGAAAUUAUAGAUAUUCUUAAGUCUAAAUCUACUAAUCAACAACAAGAGACUGAUCCUAUACGUCAAGGAGGUAAAGUUUCAGCUGAAGAAUGCUUACCAAAUAAUAGAAAGAAAAAAGAAGCUAAAGUUGGGAGAGGAAAAAGGAGAGGGAGAGGGAGAGGGAGAAGAAAAGAGAAAAUGUUUAUUCACAUGGGUAGAUGUGGAUAAAUUCAAUGCUGAAAAAGGUAAAAAAGAAGACUUUAGUAAAAUUAAAAUAGAUAGUGAAAAGUUCGUUAAUUACAUUAAAGAUUUGCCAGAGGCGAACCAAAGUCAGCUAAUUCAACUAGCAGAUAAGGUCCGAGUUACAGGUGAGUCUCAAAGUUUAGUUAAUAAUUUAAUUGGCAAUAAAAAAGUCAUGGGUCAUCUAAAUAGAAUAAGAAAAAUCUCCGGUAUGACUAUGCAUGGCAUGAUGGCUAAAAAUGUUUUAGUUGACUUUUUAAAUGGUAAUUAUCAAGGCGUAGCAAUUAAUGUGAGUUUUAUUGCCGGUAGUCAAGGAUUUGCCAAGGUUGCUGAAACUACUUGGUAGAUCUUUAAAAGCAGCAUCCCCUUUUCUUGCUCGUGGAAAGUUUCAUCCUUUGUUAUUUAUGAUUUAAUAAAAUUUAAUAAACCAGAUAAAAGAAUUUAAAAAUGGUACUGAUGAAGAAGCACUGGUUGGCAUAGUAGGAGAUAGUAUUUACCUGAAAGUAGAUAGCGUAGAGAUUGGCAUAGAAAUCGCUGAAGCUUUUGAGGUGUUUGAAGGAGUCUCAUCUGUUACUGGAUCUAUUGGAAGAACAAUUGGAGCUGUAGUAUUUGUUGACACUGAUAUUUAUAUGGCAGUGAAAAGUUGAUAAAAUUGAUCAGAUUAUUCAUCUCAAAGGAAAUGAAAGAUUUAUUGAAGGGUUACGUGCAUUUAUCGGUACGCAUUCAACUUGAAAAGCAUAUAGAAGAGUUAAUAGAAAAAAAAAACAGCUUUAUAACCAAUUAGUAAAGCAAGGACUUGAGUAC